AUGGCGCCAAAAGGAAGGACCUCCCAGCAGCUGUCGGUGGAUGUUACGGCAAUGGAUGCUCAGAAACCUGCGGCCGGCGCUGAUGAGAUUCCGGAGCUGCGGCGAGGAUGCACGAUCCCUUCGGGUCGGUAUUUAGCCAAUAACCUCCCGCCCCUGCAUAGACUGGGAGAUAUUUUCGCUGAUAUGGCAUCGAAGGCCCUGGAAUUGGGUUUUGGAAAUGUCCUCUCCCAGCUCGGCAGUCGACCACUUCGAGUUGCGACGAUGUGCUCAGGAACGGAAGCCCCGCUUUUGGCCCUGGAAUUGAUUCAGACGGGUUUGGUAUCGGACCAGCAACUUCGGAUUUCGCACGUUUUCAGUUGCGAGAUUGUACCGUCCAAGCAAUCAUACAUUGAACGGAACUUCUGCCCUCCUCUCCUCUUUCGAGACAUUACAGAACUUGGAGGAAACGAGGCGCGGACCGCCUAUGGUUCAUCGGAAUUGAUCCCCGGUAACCUCGAUAUAUUAGUUGCUGGCACCGCCUGUGUCGAUUUUUCUUCGCUGAACAACCUGCGCAAAUCGCUGCAACAAGGCGGCGAGUCUGGAGCCACGUUUGACGGUCUGCUGCGGUACACGGAGAAAUAUCGACCCCGAAUGGUCAUCCAGGAGAAUGUCCGGACUGCGCCCUGGGAUCAGAUGAUGGGAAAGUGGGAGGAGCUCGGAUAUAUGUCAGUGCAAGCCAACGUCGACACUAAGCACUACUACAUCCCGCAGACACGCGAGCGCGGGUACAUGGUGGUUAUUGACAAGCGCCGCUUGGAAGCUGCGGGCCUGCUUGGAGACCCCAUAGACCAGAGCGGCAUUCAAACCGUCGCUCAACGCGUUCGUGAGCUUGUUGAUCAAUUCAGACGACCAGCAAGUGCGCCUGUCGGUUUGUUUUUGCUAGACGAUGAAGACCGCCGACUCGAGCUCAUCGAGAUGAGAGCCCGCCUUGAGUCCCGAAGCGAAACCAGCUGGGACCAGUACAAGAAUCGCCACGAUCAGCACCGUCGCGACCUUGGACUAGGCAACGAAAGGCCAAUCACUCGAUCCCUGCCCGGAGUCAAUGAUUUGAAGGCACCGGACUUCUAUUGGCAUCGUUUCUGGCAGACACAGCCGGAAAGAGUUUGGGAAACUGUGGAUAUGAAUUUCUUGAGGCGCAUGCUUCAGUCAUAUGACAUGAGUUUCAAGGAGCGUUGGAUCGACUUGUCUCAGGGAGUCGAUCGAGGUAAUGACAGCCUUGCCGGGGCUGGGAUCGCAGGUUGCCUGACGCCAAAAGGCAUACCGUAUGUGACCACCCGUGGAGGCCCCGUAUCUGGCACGGAGGCUCUUUCACUGCAAGGUCUGCCUCUCGAUCGAAUGCUACUCACGAGAGAAACCCAAGCCGAUUUGAUGGAUAUGGCAGGAAAUGCGAUGUCGAGUACUGUCGUAUGUGCAUUCAUGCUGGCUGGUCUGAUAGCCGUGCAUCCAAUUCUUGACGACAUGGAGGAGAGUUCAACCCAGUCUCACGACACGGAGGCCAAGUCCCUUCUCGUACCAAACGAGGUCUACAACCUUGUGAGAAGCAACCUCCAAGUCGUCGAAGCCUCCCUUGUCGACCAUCUUGUCCUCAAAGCCAAUGCAGCGAGUAGUGUGAUGUACUGCUCCUGUGAGAGACAGACUGGUGUUCAAGAUGCCAUUUUCAAGUGCACAUUGUGCGGACACACCGCUUGCAAAUCCUGUCAUGGAAAUCCCACGCAUUCAUAUCUACAUGUUGUCCACCUCUCUAGACAAAAGCCGUCAGAGUUUAUAGCGAAUUUGAAGGGACUUCUUCCCAUGAAGCUUAUGCUGUCUGGUUUGUCUGAAAUGGACUUCGAGAGAUUCAGGACCCUUUACCCAACCGAAAUUCUCCUCCAAUUCUGGAAUGAUUUCAUUCAAUGCGUUAAGUCAGCCGUCUGCGAUGUUUUCCGUUUCUUCGAGAUCAAACGCGGAAGAAAAUGGCGAGUUAUCUACGACGGCACGUACUCCAGCCUGUUCCUCGAUAUUGGCCCGGACACAAUCCAAUGGACUUUGUACGCAAAGCCCCCGAAGUCCGCGAACAUGAGAAGUAUCAUCCGAGAAAUACUAGCCAAGCCAAUUGCAAGAAUGAGUCCAAAUCCAGGCUCGUUUGUCGAUGGUGAAUGGGAAAUCUGUUCGCCCGUGAGUACAUCAUUCUCACUUCUGAUUUCCGGUCAAGGAGACCAGGUUCCAUCGUUUCAAGCCAUGUGUGGUCUGAAAGAUGCUGAUUAUGAGAAUGGAAAAGUCUGGACUCGCAUUUCUGUUGAAUUACCAGAAAAAGAUGUGGCGAUUCUUGAGUUCGACAUCCGAGGAAUCUACACAUUCCUUCCUGAAUGUGGAACAGCCCUUGGGGCAUUGUACCGAAAGGAAGCUACUGCCACUGUACCUCCAAUCUUCUUGUUCCUUGACCCGAUGAAAGUUGGACCACCCGAUGAAGAUGCCUGUGUGUUUGCCCUUGACCAUAGCCGCCUCCCAGGAUAUGAUGUGAGAAUGACAAUUGCCGAGUUAUCCCCAACUUGGAGGUCCUUGAAUGUAAAACCAGAUUUGGAAGAGGUCACUGCUUUCUGUCGUCGAUGGGCCAAUGCUCCUCAAGCUCGGUUGAACCUUUGUACUGCUGAGCAGAUUACGAUUGACACGUUACAACACGGGAUCCAGAUCUCAAUUGAGAACCAGGAUUGCCAGGAUGCUUGUAUCACUCUCACCUUGCUGUCGGCGUCAACAACGAUUAUUGACCUGCCUGAAACAACUACCGAUUGGCAAGCCUGGAAUCCCGAGGUCUCCACAAGAGAAUUGAAAAGCCUCGCUUGGUUAUUCCCCAAGAUAGCUGGGUGGUCAGACUAUCAAGACUGGAGCGAAAUCACCCAUUCAGACCGCUCAAUGGAUGAUCAUGACGUGAAUGAUAAUUGUAAGAUUUGCAAUCCACCUACGCCUACCAUCCUUUGGGGCCGUGACAAGAAGGACCGUAUCACCCCAUAUGAAAACCCUCAGGAAGCAGCCAUCUACGAGCGUGCCAUCAAAUCCCGACCCUCCCCGUUUUUGGUAUUCAGACGAAUCAAUGAACACGGAGAGACUGAAUUGCGGUUUACACUCAAUAUUCAAGCUCUGACACACCAGGCACAUGGAAAAUUGCUUGGCAGUACAGGCACUGAGAUAGGAAGAGCUCACUGGCGACUUCUUCCUCAUGCAUACGACAUGAGCCAACGAAGACCGGGUAGAUUCACCUUGAUGAACAACAAGGACGAUGAUCUGGCGCCACCGCCUCCAAACUUCCAACUCUCUCUCCGUGAAGAACAGCUUCGAUCAUUGGCCUGGAUGAUUUCACAAGAAUCCACAGGCAUAGAACCAUUCAUGGAAGAGGAAGUGGAAGAGUCGAUUCUCCCAUUGAUGCCCUGGCGUGCUGAAGUCAAAGUAACAAUGCCAAAAGUCGUUCGCGGUGGGGUGCUAGCCGACGAGGUUGGAUAUGGUAAGACGGCUAUCAUUCUUGGUCUUAUCGACGCUCAGUACGAAAGAGACUGCAAACUCCCCGCUGAGGACCAUGGGCUGAUUCCUACAAAUGCAACCUUGAUCAUUGUACCCCACAACGUGUUCUAUCAGUGGGCUUCGGAGACCAAAAAGUUCCUCGCAAAUACCUACAACGUUUUGGCAAUAUCAUCAAUGUCCAAUAUCAAGAUUCAGGACGUUCAAAAUGCCGACAUCAUUAUUUUGUCAUGGAAUGUCGUAGUGAGCGAUUCCUACUAUGCCCGACUUCAAAAGUUCACCGGUACACCAAAAGCUCCCACAAAAAUGAGCGGAGGAACAGGUCGAAAUUUCGAUAGCUGGUUCCACGACGCUCGCGCUUCCUUGCGGGAGUCUGUUGACAUACUAAGAACUGAAGGGCCUGAGGCGAUGCUCCAGCAAUUGGAGGCCAGACGUCGCCGAGUUCACGAGGCACAGGCCGAUUUCACAUACGUGCCUUCCAGACGCCUCCGUGGUCAAGCAUUUGCUGAUGCUAAUACCAAUGCCAAUAAUGACGCGAAAGCUUUUGAGGAUUGGCAUUCUGCAUCUGAUUCAGGAUAUGAAGAUUCUGUUCAUCCCGAUUCAAAAGAUCAAAACCAACCAUCCGGCCUCGAGGGCCAGCGAAAGCGCAGGCGCGCGGUGAAGUCAGUAGAAAACCAAGAAGAAAAACGACAGAAGACCUCUUCACCCAAGACCAAGCGAAGCCAGACAUCCAAGGUCAAGAGAGGCCAAGCCAAGAGUAUCAAAGAUGACCGCAAGGAUUUCAAUAUUCGCAAGGGUCCCGGUCAAGACUGGCGUACGGUGAAAGGCGCAUUUUUGCACGCUUUCAGCUUCAAUCGUUUGGUCAUCGACGAAUACACAUAUGCCGGGGAAGAAAAACAAACCUCUCUGCUGUCAUUGCAAGCACGUUCUAAAUGGAUCCUCUCCGGGACGCCAGGUCUUGAUGAAUUUGCCGACAUCAAGAGCAUUGCAGGUUACCUCGGUAUUCACCUUGGGAUAGAUGAUGAUGGGGAUACCGACCGACCGAUGAAGAACAGCAGACUGCGAAAUAUCCGGAAGAAUCACACAGCCGUUGAAGCGUUCCAGUAUUACCAGGCCCCUCAUAGCAACGCAUGGUACCAUAACCGCCGAGACCAUGCCCAAAGAUUCCUCUAUCGAUUUGCGCGUCAAAACAUCGCCAACAUCACCAACAUUCCAUUGACGAGAAACCUUGUCAUCAUCGAUCAGUCGCCCGCUGAAAAGAUAAUGUAUGAUACGUUGUUCGAAGCGAUCAGAAUGCAAGAGAGGAAGGUGAUUGGGCCCCUGAAAUCUAUUCUUUCGAUGAAACAGUCGGGCGAAAAAUCUCUCAUGAUGUGCUGUGUGACCACUCAGGUCGGAGAGCCUCCCUGGACCCUUGAGAAGUGCCAGAAAGCCUUGAGCAAUACCGAAACCAAAACUCCUCAGGUCUGGAACAAAGUGGGCUUGCUGGUUCGACAGGCAGUAGCUGUGUGGAAUCGCGUGACGGACGACAGCGAAAGAGAUGACACAGAUGAUACCUCGCCCGACGCCUACCGAGCCUCCUUGAUUGAGGCUGCACAAAAGGACUUCGACACAGAAGUCAGUCAGGAUUUUGCCAGUUGCUUAAAUAAUGCGUUCGGGUCAUAUCGCUGCUGGGAAGAUUCUCAGGAAAUUGAAGGACUGGUUGAAGGGAGAUUGCAGAAGGCCUUAGAUGUGGUCAGGGCAAGACGUCUCCAAUCGAAAGAUCGGGGAAGACCAGAUGAUACUCUCGAAUCAGCAAAGAGAAAUGUUCGCAAAAACUUGAACACUGAGAUCCUUGCUCAAUUGAAACAACUUGUUGAACUUGGGCGCUCGUUCCGACUCCAUAGGCAACUGCACGACAUCCAAGUCUCAACAAUUCUACAAUGCCAAAGACAUGGCUGCCAACAUUCUGAGCUGGAUGAUGAUGAAAUAAAAAUUCUCCAAUCCUGUGGGCACACUCUCUGUAAACCCUGCAUUGAGGAACGAAUCGUGUGCCCUGUCGAGGGAUGCAAAGGCCGUAUCUCAGGAUCCAAGAUUAUCUCCCGCGCCGAUGUGUUUAACGAGGCUCAAGCACUCCAUUCCUCCAAGCUCAAUAAGCUUAUCGAGCUUAUUAACAGCCUUCCGCAGGAUGAGCUUGUCAUAGUCUUCAUACAAAGUCCUCCUCUGCUGUCAAUCACUUCUGAAGCUCUCAAAGCCGCGGGCAUUGACCACCGCAAGGUCACCAAGACCACCAUGGGAGGGAUCAGUGACUUUAUUGAAGACCCCAGACCCAAGAGGGGGACGACAACAACACCUUCACGCCCUAAGGCCUUACUUCUGGAACUGGGAAGCUCAAUGGCUGCUGGAUUGAACCUCCAAUGCGCCAAUCACGUCAUCUUCUUAUCACCAUAUCUCGCCUCUUCGCAGCAUGAAUACGAAUCUAGCAUGACGCAGGCAAUUGGUCGUGCCCGACGUUUCGGUCAAAAGAAGACCGUUCAUGUCUACCAUCUGCUGGUCAGGAAUACAUACGACGUCAACAUUUACCAAAAGGCUCAUGGAGGCAGACUCAUUGAGCGCAACGGCAUUCCAGCUCUAGUACCAGAGAGAGAGGUCUUACCAAGUGACAUCAGAUACGAAGGGAAUGUUUUACCAGAACAAUUCGAUGUCUGA
Penicillium paradoxum is the source of this 6213-nucleotide messenger RNA. RefSeq names its product putative SNF2 family helicase. The record is from RefSeq and is a predicted model, not a curated record. The transcript is spliced from 5 exons. Gene Ontology annotation, molecular function: methyltransferase activity; ATP-dependent chromatin remodeler activity; ATP binding. Lineage: Eukaryota; Fungi; Ascomycota; Eurotiomycetes; Eurotiales; Aspergillaceae. Bases 1 to 6213 code for a protein of 2070 amino acids.